Molecule: messenger RNA, 4863 nt
Organism: Seminavis robusta
Lineage: Eukaryota; Bacillariophyta; Bacillariophyceae; Naviculales; Naviculaceae
Source: the annotation of a GenBank genome assembly
CACAAGAAAAUUGCGGUCUUGUGGACGACUUUCAACAACGGCUGCAAAAAUCUAGACGAGCCCCGGAUUUAUAGGGUGGGAAGCAACUCUCUCAGCCUCUGCAACAACUCGACGAGAUUUGCCAGAGUAUCAACAAGCAGGCGGCAUUGGUUGAUCACACUGUUUUCGUCUAUCGUUCUAGUUUGUUGUACCCGUAUUUGGCCAAACCAUGGCAGAAGGAACGACGGACCCGACCAAUGCCACUGAUGGCAACGGCUAUGUAGACGAUGCUGACGAAUCACCUCCUGCUUCUGAGCUUCCAGUAGACUCUUCCGAUGAUGUUAUGACUAAGACAUCGCUUCCCGAGGCGACGGACACCGACGCCACCAUUGUGCCCCCCAAGGCGACGGAAGCUGCCGACACGAUCGCACCCCUAGAGGUGACGGACACUGGCGGCACGAUCGCACCCCUAGAGGUGGCGGACACUGCGGCUGCACCUCCAGAGGAUGUCGAGGUCGCAACCCAGCACAACGAAACGAUCCAUCUCCUGGUGCUCAACCCAUCUAGUGCAGUUUUGGAUGUGGUUGAUGCCAUCGAGCCAAGUCACGAUCUGGAGAAGCACGACAUUCUUCCCAACACAGACGCGGCUUGUCCAAGUAUUCAAAGUGAUGAUGAAUGCGGUCAAACAGGCAAGACCACGCACUUCACGUGCUGCAGGCCCCUUGUAGCACGCUGGAAAGCCGUUACGGAUGACUUGAGAAAGUCAAUCUGCCGCGGCGUUUUGGCAGUCACCCAUCAGGCGGCUUUGCAUCCGUACAAGUGCCUUAUUGGCAUCACCGUCUUUUCAUUGGCUCUUUUGGGUAUUGGGUUUGCAACUAACUUUGACAUGAACGUAUCAGCCUCUGAGUCCUAUACCGAUCAGAACAGUAUCCUCCGAUUACGAAAGGAGUGGGUGCAUCAUAUCGCUGACUUUUCAUCCCAGCCAAUCAGUAUCCGAGCCGUAAUCCAUGCCAAUGGCAACUCGGUUCUGACCCAAACCGGAGUAGAACGCGCCUUUCAAGUCGUUGAAACUGUCAAACAUACACCAGGUUACGACGCGUUUUGCAGUCCCAAGCAUCGCUACCAUUACACCGACGAGGAUAUCCAUGUCGGUGGCGGAUACGGAACCAAAUGCCAUGUGCGAGGAAUCACAAUGCUUUGGAACAAUUCCCUGAGCGCCAUGCAAGAGCAAGUCAAAUCGGAUGGGGAUGUUUGGAUUGCAGUGGCUGCAGAGAAGUAUCCUGAUGGAAGUGAAGUCGAUUCUCGGGAGAUACUGGGUAGACCCAGACAUCACUACAAGGACAUAUCAGGUGCUGAGUCUCUUCUCAUGGAAGUGAUGAUUCCGAGCAUGUUUGAACACUCUAUAGAGCUACGAGAGGAAGUGCUGAAUCGAAUGUUGGACCUGAGGCAGGAAUGGCAGGAGGAAUACGAAUCCCAUGGUUUGCGAUUGGAGGUUUUUACCAAUUCGGCCUUGGAAGCCGAAACAACGCGUGCCGUCAUGAAAGAUCUUCCAUUGAUUGCAUUAGUCUUCGUCGUCAUGGCAGUUUUCACGUGCCUGAUAUUCUCAUCCAACAACGGCGGGGACGCCGUGGACGGUAGUCAGAAAUCAACAAGUCGCGUCUUGCUUGGAUUGGGUGCGGUAGUUUGCGUGGUCCUUAGCCUGGCAACCUCCUACGGCCUGCUCUAUAUCAUUGGAGUUCCAUUCACGUCAAUUACCCAGAUCCUUCCCUUUGUAAUGUUUGGCAUUGGUCUUGAUGAUGCAUUUAUCAUCUUUGGAGAAUUCAACCGGACUGACCGCCGCAAAGACCCUGUUGAACGGAUCCAUGACACGUUUGAGGAAGUUGGAUUGAGCAUAGUCCUCACCAAGGUUACGACAACGAUGGCCUUUGCUUUGGGGUGCUGCUCCGAUAUCCCCACACUCUACUGGCUAUCAUUGUAUGCUUUCCCAACAGUGAUGGUUGACGCUGUGUAUCAAGUGACUUUCUUUGUCGCAGUUGUUGUGCUAGACGAAAGACGGGUAGAAGCCAAUCGCAAAGACUGUUGCAUCUGCUGGACACGAGAUCCCACGGAUGGAACCAAUGCUCCUGACGAUGGCUCGUUGAUGGCUUCCUCUUUGGCAUCGUCUUCUUUCGCGUCGUCGUGUACGGUACCGAUCAGUAGCAACAAAACAGAAGCAGAUGAAAGUGACAUGACAGAUGAAAAAUUGGCACUCAAGACCAAGCCAUAUCAGCAACCAAGAAGCUGCGUCGAUCGCUUGAUGGGGUGGUACAGCAAUCAGCUGGUUCGGCCCUCCGUGAAGACCUUCGUAUUGUGGGCUUUUCUUGCCAUGACAAUUGGACUCGCUUACUCGACUACCAAGUUCACUCAGGAGUUUGAAGUCUUGGACAUGCUUCCAGAAGAUUCCUUCAUAAGAGACUAUUUGAUUGCUAUGUCCAACCACGGAGAAAGUUUCUGGAUCAUUCCAUCUGCCUACUUUUCUGGUGUGGACCAGUCUGAUCCACACAUCCAAGAUCAAAUGGAAGCCUACAUCAAUGAUUUGGUUUCUAUGAGCUCAAUGACCGAUCAACCACCAUUCUUUUGGUUGAGGCACUUUCGUGACUUCUUGACCUACGAUGAUCGGCUCCUGGAAAUGUCGUUCAAUGAACAGAUGGAUAUCUUCUUGUCAAUUGACCACUUCAGGUUGCUCUAUGGAGAUCAUAUCAUGCGUGACUUGGAGACUGGGGAUGUCAUCGCUAGUCGCUGUGUCCUCUACAUGGAUAACGUGGAGUUGAAUUCGGUACAAAGCCAAAUCGAGGCCUGGAAAGACCAGCGUGAUGUGACAUUUAUGCAACCGAUCAAUGCUGGAAGUGAUGAAGCAAUGCAGAACUUCUUCUUGUACGAAGAAGACAUGUUUUACAUCUGGGAGUUCUAUGAUGGGACUGUUGGGGAGCUCAUUGCGAACUCGAUUCUUGGGGUGUUGGUGGUUUGUGUCAUUGGCUUGAUCCUUAUCCCCCACUGGACAGCAACCCUAUACAUGCUUCCAAUCAUCUCCGUUCUCAUUAUUGAUAUGAUUGGCUUCCUUCAGCUCUUUCAAGUUCACCUGAACGCUGUCAGUUACUUCUCGUUGAUCAUGUCCAUCGGACUGUUGGUUGACUUCAAUAUGCACAUCCUUCUGAGGUACUAUGAGUCACCUUGCGCAACAAGAGAAGGAAAAGUGAAGGAUGCACUGCAAACAAUGGGCUCAUCAGUCUUGAUCGGAGGUUUCUCAACGUUCCUGGGAGUGCUCCCUUUGUUCUUCAGUUCCAGCGAACUGAUGCAAACACUCUUUUAUGGCUUCAUUGGAAUGGUUCUGCUUGGUUGCGGCCAUGGUCUGAUUCUCUUACCCGUAAUCUUGUCAAUUUUUGGUCCCGUGGACACUGUCGGCACGCGAAACCAGGCAAUAAAUGACAGCAAGAUGCUAACGGUGCAGCUGAGCAUGUCAACAUCAUACCAUUCGGAAGAAAGCACCCCCACUGGGUGUACCAGUAGCACUUGCUCGAAGCCGCAUUCAUCAUCGAAUGCAAGCUUGUGGAUCAGUCCGCAUACCUAUCCCGACGCCAGUAUCGGGCAAGAUGAUGUGGUCGAAUCAGAAUCAUGCGCUCCACGUGCAGAAUCAGACGCUCCAGACCAACCAACCCAGGGCGACGAUGAAGCGUCUACUGAAAACGAAGGUGCGCAUGGCGACGUGACACGAGGGGAAGAAGAAGAAGAAGAGUUGGCCUGUCAAGGAGAUGCUAUGGGUUCACCAGUAGCUUUGCAGACAUCGGAGGAGGACUUGAAGUCGACCCUGGAUGAUUGUGUACUACUACCGGCAGAAGAAGCUGGAGAGCAAGUAGAAGGAGAAGACAUUUCGCCGGGCUUGGAACUUCACGAUGAAGCAAAGAGCCUUCCUGAAAAGACGGAUGAAAGUGGAGCUUCUGCGCAAGAAGCAUCCGUAUCCUCACUUCAUGCUGAAGAGGUUUCUUCGCCUACGCCGACUCCAGAAGCCGUCGAGGACGAAGAAUCAAGACAAGAGACAGAAGAUGAAACGGAUAAAGAGGAGAUUACUGAAGCCACGUCGGUAUUGCCAGAUACUGGUCUACAACCUGAUUCGUUGACAUUGCCUACUAUCAACCCCAACCCCGAAGGUCCGACCGAAUCAUCAGUCAACCCACCAAGCGAGCAGCUAGCAGACGACCGACCUUGCGACGACAAAGCAAUCGCCCAGGACGAUACUCGUACCACCCAGGACGAAGAUACCACCCAGGACAAAGAUAACGGCCAGGACGAAGGUACAGCCCAGGACGAAGAUACCGCUCAGGACGAAGACAACGCCCAGGAUGAUGCCGUCUUAGAAAUCUCUGGGGACGCUGGAGGUGCGGGUGGCAAAGAUACAAACGCCGAGGAGGUGCAUGGAGGCAACCAUCUGGUCGAGAGCUCGGGAGUUCUGGAGCAGAAAGAGGAUGCAAUCUCAACAGUGCUCGAGAACAGCAGCACCCACGGGGACACUGCCAGCUCGCAUAAUGACGAGGUAGAAAUCGGAGAAGGCGACCACGUCGACGACCCCCUCAGCAGAUGAUAACCUUCGCCGAGGAAGUUGGCUCAUGCCGUCAUUCCUGUCAGCUACCAUGCGCCUAAUGGCGGGAACGCAUGCAUACCGCUACAAACCGCUGGGGCUGCCGCUGGCUAGGUUGUUGCAGGAAAGAGCCAACAGACAUGGAUUGCUCAUGCUGGAUUCGGCAAACAGUGCUUGUGUAACUAAAACUAAUAACUGGCCUGAUUGAUCAGGAUCUUUAAGUGCAACGCACUUUCCCCCGAGAUAGCUACCGCUAGAGGGCUACAGUUCCA